Babjeviella inositovora NRRL Y-12698 is the source of this 703-nucleotide messenger RNA. RefSeq lists its product as uncharacterized. The transcript has a single exon. NCBI's taxonomy places the organism in Eukaryota, Fungi, Ascomycota, Pichiomycetes, Serinales. The record is from RefSeq and is a predicted model, not a curated record. Bases 237 to 446 code for a protein of 69 amino acids.
CUUUCUAGAUGCAGAAUUCUCCAUAAUGGUGUAGGGAGUGAAUAACCUCUUUCCCAAGUUCUCUCUGAUACGAACCAUUUUACGCAUAGAAAUGUUUUGGAAACUGUAUACCGAGUUUUAACCUGAGGGCUAAACAGGUACAAAUCAGUUCUAGAAGGACGCUACAGGACCAGUCAGAACGGUUUGUUGGUGGUCCAAAGGCAUUUCCCUCCCUGCAGAAACUGGUAUUGUUCGGAAUGCACCUGUAUGCAAUAUGGGCCACAUCGCAAUGCGGAACAGGUAUUGCAAAAAGGCGGGUUCUGCAAGCCUCGAAUUCGAUAAAAGCUGUGGAAACCUUGUUGGGUUUCCUUGGUGUUCGUUUGUGUGUUAUGGACAUCGUUAAACUGCAGAGAGAAAUUCCGGAGCGCAGCUAUCUUAGAACUAAUCAACGGUCCAAUUACCGAUGAUGGUUAGUGCCAUACGAAGGGGGGUGGCUGUUUCACUACUAAAAACGAAUUUUCAACUGAAAUCCCCCGUACCGUUGGAAAGUUUGGUGAUAACGAAUGGUGAAGGGUACCGCUAUUGUUUAUGGACAACGAUUAUAAAAGCGCAGUGGCUUUUAUUGAAAUCUCACUAGAGGAUCCAUGGUGCAUCUCCUAACGUGUCUAUUGUUCCAGGACCGCCUUGUUUCAGUCCCUUAUUGUAUCACUUCCAAACUUUUGAG